Molecule: messenger RNA, 2147 nt
Organism: Dalotia coriaria
Lineage: Eukaryota; Metazoa; Arthropoda; Insecta; Coleoptera; Staphylinidae
Gene: ZnT86D
Product: zinc transporter 86D
Exons: 3
Coding region: 474-1526 (350 amino acids)
Biological process (GO): zinc ion import into Golgi lumen; intracellular zinc ion homeostasis
Cellular component (GO): cytoplasmic vesicle; membrane; Golgi apparatus
Molecular function (GO): zinc ion transmembrane transporter activity
Source: RefSeq, a predicted model, not a curated record
UCGCAGCAUGCGUAUGUGUCAGUGCCAAAUAAUCAUGGGCACUGCAGGUGCAGGCGGUGCGAAUCUGCACUAGCGGCAGCAGUUGUAAGAACUUGUCAGCCGGCACGGGCUGGAGAACCUGCUAGAAAACGGGUGGUCGGCAGAAAAUUUUUGUAAACAAGCUACGUGGUGAUCUUCGGAACGACAGGCACUGACAUGUUUUUAUAACUCCAUCAGACGCAUUUUAUCCUAAGAGAAUUCGAUUUCAUUUCGUACGUACUCGUAUGCGGCGGGGCUAUAGUUUAGGCGGAAAACAUACACGUCAACACAAUCGACACGACGGAUUAAGGAUGCGAAUGGGAAUCAACAGUAAAUCGCUUAAAUCACGCGUCCUAAUAACGUAAUCGCAGCCAAAUAAAAUACUACAAUCAAUUAAAGAAUUUCUCAAUGAAGAUCAGCGAUUCAAGGAAAAAGUAACAUUAACGCAAGUAAUCAUGCUGCCGCUUUCACACAAAGAUAACCUGAAACACGGCGGUUUCGGCUCACACCUCAGAGAAAAACUAUUUAACUGGCUGCGACUGAUUUUUUCUGACAAGAACUCGCGUAAUUUGUUCUUGUUUCUGUUGCUUAACUUAUCUUUUGCCUUUGUGGAACUAAGCUAUGGAGUGUGGACAAACAGUCUAGGUCUCAUAUCAGAUUCCUUUCACAUGUUCUUUGACUGCACUGGGCUGUUAGCUGGCUUGGCUGCAUCAGUAAUUACAAAAUGGAAAGCAAAUGACAAAUAUUCAUAUGGAUAUGUGAGAGCAGAAGUGAUUGCAGGUUUUGUGAAUGGCCUCUUUCUCUUGUUUAUUGCUUUCUUUAUCAUGUCAGAGGCUGUGGAGAGGGCAAUUGAGCCGCCAGAAGUGAAACAUGAACGAUUGUUCGUGGUUUCAGUUCUCGGGUUAAUUGUAAACCUCAUAGGUAUUUAUGCUUUUCAACAUGGACACGGUCACUCUCACGGCGGCGGUGGCGGCUCACAUGGGCAUUCGCACGGAGGCAGCUCCCAUAAUCACUCCCACAACUCACACGGUCACAGCCACGACGACUUCGAGCUAUCUAGCCAAAAUUCGGCGAUUAUGAAGGGCGUUUUUCUUCAUAUUCUUGCUGAUACUUUAGGCAGUGUAGGCGUUAUCGUCUCGGCUAUCCUCAUGCAAAUGUUCGGCUGGAUGAUCGCCGAUCCAAUUUGCUCCAUGUUUAUCGCUAUACUCAUUGCGCUCAGUGUGUUAGCACUAAUCAAGGAUUCGGUCGUCAUUCUAAUGCAGCGGCAGCCGUACGCGCUGGACAAUAUUUUACCUCAGUGCUACCAGAAGGUGGUUAGCCUUGCGGGUGUCUACUCCGUGCAGGAACCACAUUUCUGGACGCUGUGCAGUGACGUGUACGUGGGUGCGCUCAAGCUAGAGGUGUCGAAGAACGUCGAUCCCAAGUACGUCAUUUCGCACACACAGAUGAUCUUUGCCGCCGCCAAUGUACGACAACUCUACGUGCAACUAGAUUACACGCCCAUGUGAUGAUUGUAGCUGCGACUAGGGAAACAAAACUGUAAAUGUUUAAUAAAGUAAAAUGAGACAUUCUUUAAGUCGACGGCAAUGCUCUACGCACUUGCCUUGAUUGCGACAUCAAAUUAAAACAUCAUCAAAAGUACUAAUCACACAAUGCGCUUCUUAUGUUUUGUCAACAUUUUCUUUUUGCAUUUACCAAAAAUAUUUGUAUCAAUUAUUGCUGAAUUGUGUAUGACGGUAACAAACAUUCCAAACAAAAAAAUUAAAAAUUUCUGUGAAAAUACGCUAGGUAUUUGUGACAAAUAUUGGACAUCUAGCAAAAAAUGGAGUAUUAGAGGACACAUUGUUAUCUUACACGAUUCCAAAUGUAAAUAAAAAUGUGGUAAUAUAUGAACGAUAUUGUAUCAUACAAUUUUUAACGAUUUUAUAAAUAAUAUUAAAGCGAUCGUUGUGCAAAUGGUCCAUUGGAGUGACUAUUAUCGGCCGAAUACCGCUCACAUAAAUACAAAACCAUGAAGUGUUGUAUUAAAUCCAUUGUUCAUUCAUUUUUAUCGUACUUAAUUAUAAAUUAUGUUUGGCCUGUGGUACACUUCAUUGAGUGUAAUGAAUAAUAAAUUCUUGUUUAUAUUA